AUGGAAAACGCUAUCAAGGUCUUCAAAUCCCAAGGUAUACCCGUCCUCGAGCCUGGCCGGCCCAAGUACGAUCGCGCCAUCGCGACCGCGAACUUCUUGUACCGUUUCUCGAGACCUGGAUGUGUUGCUCAGCCGGAGUCUGCUGCCCAUGUUCAAACCAUCAUCAAGGAAGCCAAGUCGAGGAAUCUCAAGAUUACCAUCAAGUGCCGAGGCCACUCCUAUGCGGGCCACUCAACCGCCUCCGAGGGUAUCUCCCUCGACCUCCGAAAGAUGAAAGAGGUCAAGCUCGACAUGAAGGAAAACACCGUCACGUUCGAUGCCGGUUGUCAGUGGGGUCACGUCUAUGGGACCCUCAUCAACGGUCAACACAAGGGCUUCGUCAUCAAUGGCGGCCGUUGUCCUACUGUCGGAGUCAGUGGUUUCCUACUCGGAGGUGGACUCAGUCCAUUCACUCGAAGCUUUGGGAUGGGGAGCGACACGCUGAUGGAGGCUGAUGUCGUGACAGCGGAUGGAAAGCUAAUCACCGUCAAGGAAACCGAUAACCCCAAAUCUGACAAGGGCAAACUCUUCUGGGCCCUCUGUGGGGCGGGUGGUGGUAAUUUUGGUGUUGUGGUCAGGCUGAAGUUGCGUGUUCAGAAGUUGCGGAACCAGGAUGGCACGGUCGUGGCGGGGAGGUAUCAAUGGUUCCCCAAAGCAGGAUUCACCGAGGACAUCAUCUCCACCAUGAUCGAUUUCUACACCACUGACUGGCCCAACGAAAUCACCAUUGACACGACCUGGAUAUGCGAUCUCCGGCAGAGUGCCCAGCUCGGGGGGAUUAGAUUCGCUAUCACCUUCGACGGCAGCAAGGCCGACUACGAUGGGAUCAUCGACAAGUACAUCAAGAACGAAGAACUCAAGGUCCAGCUCAAACGAAGAGUCCUCGCUGAAUCGUCGACACGUUUUCUCUACGAAACGCUGGUCAAUCAGUGGCUAGAAGAGACCGAAAGAGCGUACCCCGCGAACAAGACUUACGAGCUUUACAGCUCCUUCAUGUUUACGAAAGACAAUAAGGGCGUCAUCCAGAAGGCCAUCGCUAUCGUCCGAGAUCUCAUGGCUUCGUUCCGGGCCGACUUCAAAGGCGAGCAGGUUAACUUCUUGGUCACUUGGAUUCAUUCUGGGGGGAAAGCUAUCGAAAAGAAGCCCACCGAUUCUGCCUUCUUCUGGCGUGAAGCCGUGUUCCAUACGUAUAUCACGGUGGAGUGGGUUGACAAGUGGAUGGAACGGGACAUGAGGAGAUUCCUAACGACAGUCAAGGACGCGUUGAGGCCUCUCUCUCUGAAUGGAGAGGCUGCAUUUAUCAACUUCCCCGACUCAGAUUCCCCGAUCAAGUCCUACGAAAGGGCAUACUUUGGGGGCAACUUUGAAGAGCUGCGCCGUGUCAAGCAGAUAUGGGAUAAAGAUAAUUUCUUCAAGUGGGCGCAAGGCGUUCGGCUUCCGGGGGAGGCAGAAGGGAACGAUGGGGAGGGCGAGGGUGCAGACAAGACCGAUCAAAUCGCCAGUGAACAAUGGGAAUACUACAAAACCACAGACAUCGUCAAAGACCUCAAUGAACUGGCCGAUUUGGGGUACUGA
Molecule: messenger RNA, 1614 nt
Organism: Pleurotus ostreatus (oyster mushroom)
Lineage: Eukaryota; Fungi; Basidiomycota; Agaricomycetes; Agaricales; Pleurotaceae
Exons: 1
Coding region: 1-1614 (537 amino acids)
Molecular function (GO): FAD binding; oxidoreductase activity
Source: RefSeq, a predicted model, not a curated record